AGGCUCGCGCCGGGGCCGGCCUGGCCGCGCGCACCCUGGUCGGGAAAGGGCCGGACAGGGCAGGAUCGCGCGCGCAGGCGCGAGGCCACGCACGCCGGAGGCCCGCCCCGCCCAACGCCGGCCAGAGCCUGCUGCCGCGUCCGCUCCAGGUGGUACGGAACCUAGGUUGGCCUUCUCUACCCUGGGCAGCCUCUGACCCGGAAGGGGAGCGGGGAAAGAGGCUGUGCGCCUCUUGGUUAACGAGCUUCAGGGGUUGCGGCGGAUUAGUGACAGGCGCGCGCGUAGCGAUCGCCUGUGCCGCUUUGCUCGGGAGCAGUCGAACGAACUAGCGCCCGAUGGAUUAAAAGAAAUCAAAAGAAGUAGAGUUUGUGGAGGACGUGAUUUUCAAAGCUAAUUAUGAAAACAUUUGUCAUUGGAAUCAGUGGUGUGACAAAUGGUGGGAAGACAACACUGGCUAAGAAUUUGCAGAAACACCUUCCAAACUGCAGUGUCAUAUCUCAGGAUGAUUUUUUUAAGCCAGAGUCUGAGAUAGAGACAGAUGAAAAUGGAUUUCUGCAGUAUGAUGUGCUUGAAGCGCUUAACAUGGAGGAAAUGAUGUCUGCCAUUUCUUGCUGGAUGGAAAACCCAACAUACUCUCCGGUAUCAACACAUGAGGAAAGCAUUAAGGAAAUUCCCAUCUUAAUUAUUGAAGGUUUCCUUCUCUUCCAUUAUAAGCCCCUUGACACUGUAUGGAAUAGAAGCUAUUUUCUGACAAUUCCAUAUGAAGAAUGUAAGCGAAGGAGGAGUACAAGAGUCUACAAGCCUCCAGACGCCCCAGGGUACUUUGAUGGCCACGUGUGGCCCAUGUACCUAAAGCACAAAAAAGAAAUGGAGAAUGUCUCAUGGGAAAUUGUUUAUCUAGAUGGAACAAAAUCUGAGGAAGACCUCUUUUCACAAGUAUAUGAAGAUGUAAUACAAGAACUAGCAAAACAAAAGGGUGUGUAAGUGACAGCAUAAAGUGAAAUGGACUGAAAUCUUCCUGGAGUGAAUUGGAAAAUUCAAAGGAAUCUGUCCAAGUACUAUAACCAAGAUACAUUGUGCACUUUGGUACAAUGACAGUCUGUUGUUUCGUUUGUUCUGCCUCACAUGAUUUCCUUAACACAUGGAACAGUAAGUGGCUAUCCAUGAUAAUGGACAGAAAUGUACCCUAAUGCUGUUCUCACACCAAGAAGCGCACAGAUACAGCGUAGCUCACAAAGACUGAGUCAUUUCACUAGACUAAUGAUUUUCAAACUUUUAUGAAUGGGAUCCAAAGUGAAAAAUAAGAUGUAGCUCACAACCCAGUAUAUGUGUAAUCUGCUGAUGUGUGUGUUUGUGUGGAUGAGUCUAUAUAUGUAUGCAUAUGUGUCUAUAUUUGUUGCAUGUAUCAUAUCAAUUAUCAUAUAACAUUUACCUCACGUCUAGUUUACUCUUCAUAUUUUUCUGUUUUUAAUUUUUAAAAAAUAUUUGUCACCAUCCCAUACCGAUGCCCACCUCCUGCAAAUAAUGGGAUUACCAGGAGUAGCAAUCACAUUGAAUAAAUCAACAAUUUGCAACGGUA
This is a messenger RNA of Capra hircus (goat), 1579 nucleotides long. It is a transcript of the gene NMRK1, whose product is annotated as nicotinamide riboside kinase 1. The transcript has 10 exons. Lineage: Eukaryota; Metazoa; Chordata; Mammalia; Artiodactyla; Bovidae. The record is from RefSeq and is a predicted model, not a curated record. Gene Ontology annotation, cellular component: cytoplasm. The coding region runs from base 397 to 984 and encodes 195 amino acids.